Molecule: messenger RNA, 1054 nt
Organism: Salpingoeca rosetta
Lineage: Eukaryota; Choanoflagellata; Craspedida; Salpingoecidae
Exons: 6
Coding region: 1-1038 (345 amino acids)
Molecular function (GO): palmitoyltransferase activity
Source: RefSeq, a predicted model, not a curated record
AUGACGCAAAUUCAAGACCAAGCAAGGACAACAACGAAGAUGGGGUGGAACACGUUGGUGGUGGUGCUGAUGUUAUGCAUCGUCGCCGUGGUGGUAGCACCUCUCGGCUUGGAGCUCAUGCUCACCAUCGCCGAAAGGUUUGGCUUUCCUGGUGUGCGACGGAGCCGUGCCAUGUUCAGAGUGGCAGCAGCCCUUGAUCGCGGGAGUGUGAUGGCCGAGUACGGGGUGGCUGUGGCAACACUGGCCAUGAUCCUGGUGCCCAUCUACUUGCACUUUUGGGAGUACGCGCCGUUCUGGGAGUCCACGCACCGGCACCAGCACGACACGUUCCACUUUGUAGUGUAUCACCUGCUGCCGUCUGUUUGGAUCAACUCCAACCUCCUCUACCACUUUUACCUCGCCUGCACUAUCAAGCCCGAUUCUCCGCGCCCAACCAACAGAGGACGGCGAUGCAAGGUGUGCAAAGGCCCAAAACCGCUUCGAAGUCACCACUGCUCGACGUGUAACCGCUGCGUGGAGAAGAUGGACCACCACUGCCCAUUCACAGCCAACUGUGUUGGCAAAGGGAACCACAAGUACUUUUAUCUCUUCGUGACGUACGGGUGGUUUGCGACGGUGUACGCGCUCUGGCUCUCCAUCCACCCGUACUUGGAGUGCGUGGAGAUGGCAGAUGUUACCGCCGACAAGGACGCGGGGCUGGGCGAAGAGGUGGAGGAAGAGGCCCCAAACAUGUUUGAGCACUGCGAAGGAUGGGACAGCCUGAAGGUUCGCCUGUUCUUUGCCUCUGUCGCCGCGGCUGCACUGCUCACGGCGUUCUGGCUCUUUGUCACGUACCUCGUCUACACGGACACGACGACGAUUGAGUUUCUCAGCUUCUCCGAGCGCAAGCGGCAACGCGAGAGCAUCACUGUCAACAAGGAGCCACACUUGCUCAACAACCUGCAGGACGUGCUUGGGCCCUGGCGCUUUUGGUGGAGGUGGCUUGUUCCCGUCCCGCUCUUGCACCACAGCAUACCGCAGUGGCACGAAGACAAGUAGACAAACAGAGACGCGA